AUGUCUUCCCUCUCUCGCCGCGCCUGCUACAAGUGUGGCAAUGUUGGCCACUACGCCGAGGUCUGCUCCUCUGCUGAGCGCCUUUGCUACAACUGUAUGACUCCCACCUGCCAACUAUUAUUGCGCCACUCCCACUGA
Messenger RNA from Verticillium alfalfae VaMs.102, 138 nucleotides. RefSeq names its product zinc finger protein GIS2. The record is from RefSeq and is a predicted model, not a curated record. Gene Ontology annotation, molecular function: nucleic acid binding; zinc ion binding. The transcript has a single exon. Bases 1 to 138 code for a protein of 45 amino acids. NCBI's taxonomy places the organism in Eukaryota, Fungi, Ascomycota, Sordariomycetes, Glomerellales, Plectosphaerellaceae.